AUGCCUGCGCCGGGAUCCGCCUCGUCCAUCGUCGCGGGCACGGUCACGGGGCACCACCUGCUCCACAUCGAGGGCCACUCGCGCACCAAGGAGGAGCUCCCCAACGGCAGGUGCGUGCAGUCUCGCCCUUUCACGGUCGGAGGUCUCUCCUGGCGCGUCUGGUACUACCCCAACGGCGCCCAACCCGAAUGCGCCGAUUACAUAUCCAUCUUCGUCUGCCUGGACGACAGCACCGCCGCCGCGGAGCGGCCGGAGCCCUUCAGGGCGCGAGCCAGGUUCAGUGUGCUCGACAGGGAUGGAGAACCGGUGCCAUGUCACACCCACACCACGGAAGUGCGCGAGUUCUCCGGCGAUUCCACCGGGUACGGCUUUGACAGGUUCGUGAGGAGGGGAUUCCUGGAGAAAUCGGAGCAUCUCAAGGACGACUGCUUCACCAUCAGGUGCGACAUCAUCAUUUCUGAGCAGCUCCGGACGGAGGACCGGGCCGCUGCAUCUCCGCUCACCCCGGUGCCUCCGUCUGACAUGCACAGACAUUUCGGUGAUCUCCUUGUGACCCAAGAUGGCGCCGAUGUCACAUUCCAAGUUGCCGGGAAGACAUUCAGGGGCCACAGAUGCAUUCUUGCGGCCCGGUCUCCAGUCUUCAAGGCAGAGCUCCUUGGCGCGAUGAGAGAGGGCAGUGCUACAGGGGCCUGCGUCCAGAUUGGUGAUAUGCUACCUGAAGUCUUCAAGAUCUUGCUGCAUUUCAUAUACAAUGACUCGCUGCCGGAGAUGGAGGGGCAAGAGGAGGCUGUGCUGGCUCAGCAUUUGCUGGAAGCGGCCGAUAGGUAUGAUAUGCAGAGGCUUAAGCUGAUUUGCGAGGACAAGUUGUUCAGGCACCUAGACGUGAGCACAGCCGCAACAACGUUGGUGUUGGCUGAACAGCACCACUGCCAUGGGCUCAAGGAGGCUUGCAUUGAGUUCCUUAAAUCUCCUUCUGUGCUGGAAGCGGUCGUGGCAACUGAUGGCUUUGAGCAUCUGAGUAAAAGUUGCCCUGCUCUUCUGAAGGAGUUAAUGUGCAAGCUUGCUGCCCGUUGAUUCAGCAGAAGUAAUUUGGAGCACAGGUCUAAGGCUUCAGUAAUGAUAAUUGCAGCUGUCUAGGAAGAAAUUGGUAUCUGAGUUGUCGAAUAGUAGUUAGAAGUUUUUUUUAGAGGUAGUAGUUAUAUGUGUAGUCUCAUCCUGAAAAGCUUCCAAUGUAGCUCCGAUUUCUUCUGGUUCGUGGUCGUAUCAUUUCUGGGGAACUUG
Molecule: messenger RNA, 1281 nt
Organism: Setaria italica (foxtail millet)
Lineage: Eukaryota; Viridiplantae; Streptophyta; Magnoliopsida; Poales; Poaceae
Product: BTB/POZ and MATH domain-containing protein 2
Exons: 1
Coding region: 1-1074 (357 amino acids)
Biological process (GO): protein ubiquitination
Molecular function (GO): protein binding
Source: RefSeq, a predicted model, not a curated record